AUGUCAGAAUAUAGACAGAAAUCUGUUAUGCUCAAGCCUGUGUCAGUUGUACAAAUCAUGUUAUUCGAACAAACAGAUCUUAGAAUUGAAGGUGUUAUUAUUGGUCUUGAUGAAUAUAUGAACUUAGUAUUAGAUAAUGCAUUUGAAAUUUCAAUGAAAAAGAAAACAAGAAAACCUCUGGGACAGAUAUUACUUAAAGGUGAUAAUAUUACAUUAGUCUAUGAUGUUAAAGGAUCAGCUUAA
This is a messenger RNA of Heterostelium album PN500, 243 nucleotides long. Its product is annotated as small nuclear ribonucleoprotein E. The coding region runs from base 1 to 243 and encodes 80 amino acids. Gene Ontology annotation, biological process: mRNA splicing, via spliceosome; spliceosomal snRNP assembly. Lineage: Eukaryota; Evosea; Eumycetozoa; Acytosteliales; Acytosteliaceae. The record is from RefSeq and is a predicted model, not a curated record. The transcript has 3 exons. Gene Ontology annotation, cellular component: U5 snRNP; precatalytic spliceosome; U2 snRNP.